CUCCCACCGCCAGACCGCCUCCCGUUCCCUCAUCUCUCUUCCCUAUCCAAUCCCCCGCCCCCCGCCGCCUCCCGGUCUCCCGCCGCCGGCCCGCCCCCGUCGCCCGCCGCCGGCCCCCACCUCCCGCCGUCGCCGUCGUCCGCCUCCCGGCCGCCUCCGCCCCCCCUCCCGGCCGUCGCCGUCGGCCACCUCCCGCCCGUCGCCGUCCUCCGCCUGCCUGCGGGCCCUCCCCCGAGGGCAAGGGUGGGAAACGAGGAGCCGCUCCCGGAGCCCCGUCAAACGGGGCCUUAUACUGGGCUCGUCUCGCCGUCGCUGCUGCCCAGGCGACAGCUCCGUGGAAGGAAGUUUGCAGGCAAUUGAGGGAGACGGCUUCAGCUAUGCUGGACGAGCCGCCGCCGCCCGACGCGGCGGGUGAGGAUGAGAGCACUUGCCGCGGUAUUUUCGUGGAGUUCAUGACCAAGGUGGCUCGGUUCGAGGAGCUAGCUGAAUCUGGCAAUCGAUUGCUUGUGAGAUUCCAUCAGGAGCUUGAGUACUUUCGGAGGCCGCAGAUUCCUACCGAAUCAGAUGUCAUGAAACAGAUACUUAAAUCUAACUGCACUCACAGAAUGAAGUCCUAUCUUGAAGCUGGUUGCAGGCUUCACAGCCAAAAUAUCUCAAACAUAAAUCAGUUACGUUCAUGUGAAGAUGGACUUAAAGAUCAUAUCAACAAAGUUAAGGCUUUGCUUGAAGAGCUUGAAUGUCUAGUCGAGGAUGUCUAUGGCAUCACACUUACAGCCAGUUUAAGUGCUCUGGAAGUUUCAGACUGUCAUAGCAUUGAUAACAAGCUGACUACCGAAUCUUGCAUCAUAGAGAUGGAGCAGGGUGUUUCUACACCACAGGAGGAGGAUAAAAACACAGAUCAAUUGGACAGCGAUGUAUCGUUUGUUACAGUGAUGGUCAUUGUUCGCAACAUGUUGAAGCUUGACUACACGAUGCAGGAAAAGAUUGUCAAUGCAUUAUCCCUUAAAACACCGUCAUCAGAGCUCCAGGGAUACUGCCUCAUGUGGGAUUUGCGGCCAUUCAUCGAAGACAAUGUGAUGCAUCUUGCAUGGAAAAUGUGCCCAUGAAGCUUUGGCAUCCGCAGUUUUUUCAAGGGCAGGGGGAUGGGACAUGCAGCAAGUUAUCUUUGCAAAGACUUCAGCAACUGUGCAUUGAGGCUUGGGAGUUGUUCCCCAACUGCUGAGAUGGAUGCCUCCACAACCUGUUCAUGUGUUGCCAGAAGAUUGAUUUCAACAGGAUGUAUGUAUGAUUGUAGAUGGAUAGCAACUUGUGUGCUCUUGAUUGUGUUAUUUGUUCGACUGACUGACUGAGUGCCUGUUCUCAUUAUUGGAGUGUUCUGAUAACUGAAUGAAUCUCUUUGCGUUUUUGCAGAGAGAGACCCCCAAACUGUUUUUGUCUG
This is a messenger RNA of Setaria italica (foxtail millet), 1438 nucleotides long. RefSeq lists its product as uncharacterized. The transcript has 7 exons. The record is from RefSeq and is a predicted model, not a curated record. Lineage: Eukaryota; Viridiplantae; Streptophyta; Magnoliopsida; Poales; Poaceae. Bases 378 to 1106 code for a protein of 242 amino acids.